This is a messenger RNA of Teleopsis dalmanni, 3150 nucleotides long. It is a transcript of the gene Pi3K59F, whose product is annotated as phosphatidylinositol 3-kinase catalytic subunit type 3. The coding region runs from base 224 to 3082 and encodes 952 amino acids. Gene Ontology annotation, biological process: endocytosis; autophagy of peroxisome; phosphatidylinositol-3-phosphate biosynthetic process. The transcript is spliced from 8 exons. Gene Ontology annotation, cellular component: peroxisome; phosphatidylinositol 3-kinase complex, class III, type I; endosome. The record is from RefSeq and is a predicted model, not a curated record. NCBI's taxonomy places the organism in Eukaryota, Metazoa, Arthropoda, Insecta, Diptera, Diopsidae. Gene Ontology annotation, molecular function: 1-phosphatidylinositol-3-kinase activity.
CAAGAGAUACGGAUGAAAUCAUAAAAGAAUAUAAACUAAAAGAAAAGGUUUUGUUUAUUUGUGAAAAUAUUUGUAAACUCAUUCAGGCCAUCAAACACAAAUAUAUACGCUUGGAAAGAUUAUCGUUUUAUUUAGUGUAAUAAAAAAUUAAUAAAUAAAAAUAAAUAAAUAUAGAAAAUUAUGCGGUAUUAUUAAUAAUAUUGGCGUAUAGAGAAAAUUAGACAUGGAGCAGUUGGAUGACCACUUUCGUUACAUUUAUAGUUCAUCAUUGCAUGAACUCGUACAGAUAAAAGUUGGCACGCUUGAGGGGAAGAAACGACAGCCGGAUUAUGAAAAACUGCUGGAAGAACCAAUUUUACGUUUUUCUGGUUUAUAUUCCGAAGAAUAUCCAGCAUUUCAAGUACGCAUGCAAAUAUUCAAUAAAGGUCGACCGUAUUGUCUACCUGUGACCACAUCAUACAAAUCAUUUACCAAACGUUGGAGUUGGAAUGAAUGGAUUACAUUACCGCUGCAGUUUUCAGAUUUGCCAAGAACUGCAUUGCUUGUAUUGACAAUUCUUGAUUGUGCUGGCGCUGGACAAACUACUAUCAUUGGUGGUACAUCCAUAACGUUAUUUGGUAAAAAUGGUAUGUUUCGCCAGGGUAUGUACGAUUUACGGGUAUGGUUGGGCAUUGAGGGUGAUGGUAAUGGCUGCACACCUGGCAAAGGCAAAGAAUCGUCUAAGUCACAAAUGCAACGUUUAGGAAAAUUAGCUAAAAAGCAUCGUAAUGGUCAGAUACAAAAGGUUGAUUGGCUGGAUCGGUUGACUUUCCGAGAAAUAGAAGUCAUUAAUGAACGUGAAAAACGAUUGUCCGAUUAUAUGUUUUUAAUGAUUGAAUUUCCAACAAUUGUGGUGGACGAUUACUAUAAUUAUUCCAUAGUAUAUUUUGAAACGGAAGGUGACAAAAACUAUAAAUUUAUAUCUAAACCAAAACUUGUCACUGUACCAGAUACAGAAAUACUACAGGAAAAUUUAGUGGAACGUAAGCAUCAUCGUUUGGCACGUUCCGAACGUUCUCGCAUAUCUGACAGAGAUGCAAAACCAACAGCAAGCAUACGAGAUCAGUUACACACUAUCGUCUAUCGCUAUCCGCCUACAUAUGUGUUGAGCAGUGAAGAGCAGGAUUUGCUAUGGAAGUUUCGCUUCUAUUUAUCCUCACAUAAAAAGGCGCUCACAAAAUUCCUUAAAUGUAUUAAUUGGGAAACACCCGCUGAAGUUAUGCAGGCAUUAUCUUUAUUAGCAAAAUGGGCACCAAUGGAUGUUGAAGACGCUUUAGAAUUGCUUAGUCCGGCAUUUAAACAUCAUCAAGUGCGCAAAUAUGCUAUAAGCCGUUUAGCUCAAGCACCCGACGAAGAUUUACUACUCUAUCUACUGCAAUUGGUACAGGCACUUAAAUAUGAGAAUUUUAAUGAUAUUGCCGCAUCGCAUAAGCGUAUUUUUCCAGAUCGUGAUAUUGUGCGUUCAUUAGACGAUAAAUCCGGUUCGUUUGAUCAGAGCUCUAUGUGCUCUGAUUUAAGUAAUAGCGCUGAUGUAACAUCCGUUAUAGCCGCAUCAACGAAUCGCGAUAACAUAAAUACGUCCAAUUCCAUUAUGCAACGCACAGCAGUACAAGUGAAUGUCACACAAAAAUCAACUCUACCGAUGUCGAUCUCUGUUAAUUCAUCGGUGGCAGAUGAUGAAAUGAAUGUUGUUAGCACCACCACUAUUGCAUCAGUACCAUCAGAUACAUCAAAUACUCUAAUAUGUGAUAAUCCUAGUUCAUAUGUUUCCACGCCAACUUACGGGGAUUUGUCAACCUUUCUUAUACAGCGUGCAUGUAAAAAUCCAACUUUAGCUAAUUAUUUAUACUGGUAUUUAUCGAUUGAAGUUGAAGAUCAGGAAUCGAUACGAAAACAAGAUGAAAGCGUGCAUGUUAUGUAUGUUAUGGUGUUGAAGAUGUUUCAAAAAGUCCUAAAAAAUGGCAGCUUUCAGUUACGGAACAUAUAUUGCAGUCUCGAAAAGCAGAAACUUUUCAUAGACGAGCUGGUAAAAUUGGUUAAAAUCGUAGCUAAGGAACCAGGCAAUCGUAAUAAAAAAACUGAGAAGUUUCAGAAAUUACUCUCGGAGCACGACAAAUUUAAAAUAAAUUUCAACGAAUUUGACCAAAUCCCCUUUCCUUUAGAUCCAGAAAUCCAUAUAACAAAAAUAGUACCAAAUAAGACAUCGCUUUUCAAAAGUGCGCUGAUGCCUGCAAAAUUAACAUUUGUGACAACAAUCGCCUCUCAUGAAUAUGUAGCGAUUUUUAAACACGGUGAUGAUUUGAGACAAGAUCAGCUUAUCUUACAAAUGAUAACACUUAUGGAUAAAUUACUACGUCGAGAGAAUUUGGACCUAAAAUUGACACCCUACAAAGUGCUUGCCACGAGUUCUAAACACGGUUUCUUGCAAUUUAUUGACUCAUACACAGUUGCUGAUGUCUUGGCACGUGAAGGCAGUAUUCAUAAUUUCUUUCGCAAACACAAUCCUUGUGAAACAGGUCCUUAUGGCAUAACAUCCGAGACUAUGGAUACUUACAUUAAAAGUUGUGCUGGAUAUUGUGUUAUAACAUAUUUAUUAGGAGUUGGAGAUAGACAUUUAGACAAUUUGUUGCUCACCACAAAUGGCAAAUUAUUCCAUAUUGAUUUUGGCUAUAUAUUGGGACGUGAUCCGAAACCAAUGCCACCGCCUAUGAAAUUAAGCAAAGAAAUGGUUGAAGCUAUGGGCGGCGUCAGUUCAGAACAUCAUCAUGAGUUUCGGAAACAAUGUUAUACAGCAUUUUUACAUUUACGACGUCAUGCUAAUGUUAUGCUGAAUUUAUUCACACUUAUGGUUGAUGCCUCAGUUCCUGAUAUUGCGCUUGAACCUGACAAGGCUGUAAAAAAAGUUGAAGAAAAUUUACAAUUGGGUUUAACUGAUGAGGAAGCUGUUCAACAUUUACAGGGACUUUUAGAUUUCUCAAUAACCGCUGUAAUGCCGGCAUUAGUCGAGCAAAUACAUAAACUGGCUCAAUAUUGGCGAAAGUAGACUGGGAGUUACCAAAUUCCUUUUUUUUUAUGAACUCACAAGAAAACAUAGCUUCAAAAUUCAAAAGA